This is a messenger RNA of Sander lucioperca (pikeperch), 1944 nucleotides long. It is a transcript of the gene selenop2, whose product is annotated as selenoprotein P2. The transcript is spliced from 5 exons. Gene Ontology annotation, molecular function: selenium binding. Gene Ontology annotation, cellular component: extracellular region. Lineage: Eukaryota; Metazoa; Chordata; Actinopteri; Perciformes; Percidae. The record is from RefSeq and is a predicted model, not a curated record. Gene Ontology annotation, biological process: selenium compound metabolic process.
UCUCUCUCUCUGUUUGAUUUGGGGGAUGUGCUGUCAACCCCAGAGGCUUUAAAAACAACAGGGGUUUACUGCCUGUGUUCAUGUGGGUCAGAGGACAGGGAGUGGUCAGAGGUAGAUUCAGUCCAGCCAGCCGGGAGGGACAAUGAACCCUCUCUCAUUGCUUUGGCUGUACGCGGCCCUGCCAGGGCUGCUGUGGGCCUCGCAUGUCAGUCUCGCAGUGGAGGGCGACAAUGACCCCUCCAGGAUCUGCAAACCCGCCCCCAACUGGGCGAUAAAGGGACAUUCACCCAUGCAAGAGCUGCACGGAAAAGUGGUUGUGGUGGCGCUACUGAAGGCCAGCUGACAGUUCUGUCUCACUCAGGCCUCCAAAAUUGGAGGCCUGCGUGACAAGCUGAACCACAGCAACCUGACGGAGGUGUCUUUUAUGAUAGUAAAUGAGCGGGAGGCUCUGUCCAGAGCCAUGUUCUGGGAGCUGGAGAGAAGAGCGCCCCCUGGCGUUCCUGUCUAUCAGCAGGAUCCCUUUCAAAAUGACGUGUGGGAGGCUCUGGAUGGUGACAAAGAUGACUUCCUGGUCUAUGAUAGGUGUGGUCUGCUCACCUUCCACAUUGUGCUACCUUACAGUUUCCUGCAUUACGUCUACGUAGAGGCUGCAAUCAGAGCCACCUAUAAUACAAACAUCUGCAAUUGCACUGUUAAUUCUACUUUAUCAAGUGACCAGAACGAGACGAUGCAGUUAAAUGUCAGCCAGACAACUACAACACCCAUAUCGCAACUGGACGCAGAUGAUCCUAACGUGGAUGACACAGCUCCUGGGGCGACUCAUCAUCACCAUCAUCAUCCUCAUCCUCAUCCCCACCACCGCCAUCAUACCAGUCAUCAUAAUCAGUCCCAACAUCAGCCUGAUACAAGCCAGAAUAAAACUCUUCAUCCUCUCAGUCAUGAUCACCCUCAUCCUCAGCAUCCUCACCCCGAUCAUCAUCCUCAUCCUCAUCAUCAUCAUCAGCAGCAGAAGCAGCAGCCUGGCAACCACGGUCAUCCUGAUGGGAUGGAAGUGGAUAAUCAGGAUGACAGUUAAAUUACAAGUGUUUUUGCUGGCUUUUUCUUCUUAGUAUUUUACUUUUGGUGACAUGUUUUUUUUAACUUUGAUGACAUACAGGUAAACUGAGCCGUUGAAUCUGUUUAAGCUGUAUUCGGAUUGUGUUUUUCUCUGCUAGCAUCGCCACACCUCAGUCCUCUGUGUGGAAAACGUAGCCAGUGCUUCGCUGUCUUCUCCCACUAAUGAAGUCUAUGAUGUAAAACCUGCCUGCAGGACGCUGUAGAUGGAUGUGUGUGGAGAGAUUGGAUGUGCUGAUGGUUAUUGCCACCCAGACAGAGUCAGAGGAUGUGGUGCACUGCUAGUGAGCAAACCUCAGUCAGAUUACCGUUCAAACAUUCUCCUUCCGGUUCCAGUUUCUGCUUCUGUAAAUCAUGUCUCGUGCAGGAUCUGGAAGUGAUAUGCUAUGCUAUCUCAUUACUAUUUACAUAUAACAAGAGGUUCAAAUGCGGUCUUUUAUUCAUUUGAAAGUGGUGUAAUCAAUUUAAUUAGUAUACUUAAUCCAAUUAAAUCAUUAGAUAUUAUACAUCACACCAGCAAACUGUAUUUUUCACUUAUAUACAGUAUUACUGGAUUAACAUACUGUACAUUGCUCCAGUUAAUACAUUUUGCAUAUUUGCUGUGGAUUUAAAAACAUUGUUACUUGACCUCUGAUUAAUUACCUGAAUGUAGAAUGAAUGUUUAGAUUGUUGUUCUCCAUUAAAAAGAAAAUACAUAUAUAAAGUGUUUAGCCUGUACAGUUUGUGUAAUUGAAUAUGGAAGGUUAUUUUGUCCUCUUUCACAAUAAAGAGAAUAACCCGUUUCACAGUAGAGAGAUAUUAAAGCAAGAGAUCAACAUUUUGGGAAAUUUG